GACUUCGCUUCCUGCCCCUCCCCCCAGUUACCUUCUCCUGGGAAGGUAUUCUUUAAAAGCUUUUGGGGUUCUUUGGAGGAAUGGUUUUCCCUGGGUCUGGUGAUCACUGAUGCGGGUUGUUUCUGAGAUAGUUACGCCCAGAAAAGUUGUUUAUCUUAAUCUCUACAGCACUAGAACCAUGCCUAACACAUAAUAGGCCCUAAAUCAAAUGUGAACAUGGAAUUCUCAGAGUUUCAGGAUUUGUGCUUCAGGCGUCAAGGUAGCUCUUCCCUGGUCUUUCCCAUUCUCCACAGCUCCAGCUCCAAACCUUUUGCCUCUCUUCAAGACCCUUCCCCCAUCUCACUUAAGCCCUCUUUGAUUAGGGGGCGGACAGAGGCCUUCUGGGAGAAAAUCCUCCCAUUCCCAAUUAUCUAAUACGUUUCUUGCCAUUUUACAAGAGCUCGUCCCUUAAAAAAAUUUACACUCUUUUUUCUAAUGUGAUAUUCUUGAUUUUGUCAUCAUGCUUUAGAGACAGCUGGGAUCCUAUCCUUUUACCAGAUGUUUGACCGUGGGGCAAGUCUUUUUUUCUUAUCCGUUUCCUCAUCAGUAAAUUGGGAAAAAUAAUGAUGGCGACUGUCAAAAGGAAAUAGGAUCAUGGCGGCAGAUGAUGACAAUGGUGAUGGAACAAGUUUAUUUGAUGUCUUUUCUGCUUCUCCUCUUAAAAAUAAUGAUGAAGGUUCUUUGGACAUAUAUGCUGGGUUGGACAGUGCUGUUUCUGACAAUGCUUCUAAAUCCUGUGUACCAUCUAGAAAUUGUUUGGAUUUAUAUGAGGAAAUCCUGACUGAAGAAGGAACCGCAAAGGAAGCAACAUAUAAUGAUUUGCAGGUAGAAUAUGGAAAAUGUCAGCUGCAAAUGAAAGAGCUGAUGAAGAAAUUUAAGGAAAUACAGACACAGAAUUUCAGCUUAAAAAAUGAAAACCAAUCCCUUAAGAAAAAUAUUUCAGCACUUAUCAAAACUGCCAGAGUGGAAAUAAACCGCAAAGAUGAAGAAAUAAAUAAUCUUCACCAAAGAUUGUCUGAGUUUCCACAUUUUCGGAAUAAUCAUAAAACUUCAAGGACAUCAGAUAUAGUUAAAACAAAAGAUCUUAAAUCCAGAUCUCCCCAUUUGGAUGACUGUUCUAAGACUGACCACAGAGUGAAAAGUGAUGUUUCUAAAGAUGUGCAUUAUAGCACUUCACUGCCAAACCUCGAAAAGGAAGGAAAAUCCCAUUCUGAAAAAAAGAGCACUUCACAUUUGCCUGCAUCUAUUGAAAAACACUGCACCAAUGGCAUAUGGUCACGUUCCCAUUAUCAGGUUGGUGAGGGUAGUUCAAGUGAGGAUCAUAGAAGAGGGAGAAAAGAGAGUCGACACAGUCAGUAUAGCAGAGGGACCGACAGAAUACGAAAAGACUUAAACACUGGCUGUGGUGAUGGUGAACCCAGGAACAUAGAAGCUGAUCAAAGGCUCCAAGGACGUCCUGAGAAGUACAGUAAGGGUGAACCAAAGGCUGAAAGCAAAAAUUCAAAGUUGAAAAGCAACACCGAUUUGGAUUAUAAAAAUGAACGUGUUAGUUCUUCUUGGGAGAAAGAGAGCUCUAGAGACAGAUCACACACGCGACCAGAAUCUCAAAGUGACAAAAAACUCGAAAGACAAAGUGAAAGGUCACAAAAUAUAAAUAGAAAAGAACUUAAAUCACAGGACAAAGAAGAGAGGAAAGUUGAUCAAAAGCCUAAGUCAGUAGUAAAAGACCAGGAUCAUUGGAGAAGAUCUGAACGAGCAUCGCUUCCACAUCCCAGGAAUGAACUAGCAAAAUCUUCUCAUAAUUCAAGUAAAUACCAUCCAGAAGAGAGGAGAGGAUGGGAAGACUGUAAAAGAGACAGGGCUAUAAGUAAUCAUAGUUUUCAAGAAGGAAGAGGUCUGUCCUCCCUUUCAACCAGUAGAACUCAUAAACAUGUUGACUCCAAGGAAGGUGACACCAUGCACCAGCGGGAAAAUACACCUUCAAGAGCAGAAAGGCAUCGAACUGAAGAGAAAAGGAAAAGAGAACGAGAGAGCAAAGAAGAAAAGAGACAUAUGAGAGAUGAAAAAAGAAUGCCUACGGAACAUUUGCAGAAGACUAGUAGAGAAACUAAGAAAACCACUACUGAUUUAAAGAGACAGAAUGAGCCAAAAAAUGAUAAAGGUGAAGUCUCUAGUAAUGAUGUUUCUGAAGGAGCAGAUAAUAAAGAGCUUGCAGUUAAUGCUGAGAGUGGUCCAAAUGAUACACAAAACAAAGACUUAAAGUUGAGUUUUAUGGAAAAAUUGAACUUAACUCUUUCUCCUGCUAAAAAGCAUCCUCUUUCUCAGGAUAAUCAGCAUAAAAUAACCGAUACUCCCAGAUCCAGUGACACAUGUGAUUUGGAGUCCUUGGUGCAGGCUAAAACAGUGACAUGUGUUCCCUCUGUCAGUGAACAUAUCACAGAGGAAACCAAAUCAGAGUCUUUGGAACCAAAGGAUGCUCUAGCAGCAGCAUGUGAACCCAGGACCAGUAUUUCAGAAAAGAAAAUAGAAGAAAAUAGUUUGUUGGUUAAAUCUGCUGAGAAUACUGUGCACUGUGACAUGCCCACGUGUGGUACAGAGACUUCCUUCCCAGCACCUAUGCCAGUGGAACACACGAAAUCCUUGUUUCCAUCAUCAGCAGAAAUGAAGCAAAUCAUUGGUGGUGCAAGGGCAGCAGUUCCUGUGGUAAUGAACGCAGUAGACACAAAUGUUUCUCAGAACUUUGACUUGGGAUUGGAUACCAAAAGAAAUGAUGACUUAAAUUCCUGUAGUGUUUCUGAAGAUAGAGAAAUGAAAGAGGCUUUUUCAACAGUGACCAAAUCCAGCGAAAGCAUUGCACAGCCUUCAAUUGAAGAAACUGGUAUUUUGCCAGUAGUCCUUUCAGAAGAUGAUAAACCAAAGUCUGAGCCUUCUCUUACUGUUCUUCCACUGGUGGAGAGUAAGUCUGGUCAUUUGGAGCCUUGCUUACCUAAAGAGACUCUAGAAUCUUCACUUCAGCCGACUGAGUUAAUGGACCACAGAGUGGAAAUUGGUGAAACAAAUUCCGUAUAUCAUGAUGAUGAGAACUCUGUUCUGAGCAUUGACCUUAAUCAACUGAGACCUAUUCCAGAAGCCAUCAGUCCUCUGAAUAGUCCAGUGAGACCUGUGUCAAAAGUUCUUAGACUGGAAAGCGCAUCUCAGGUUCUAUUAUAUAAUAAUAGUCAUAAAGAUGUGUUUCCACCAAAUUCAGCUCAUUCUACCUCCAAGACUCAAUCGGAUCUCAACAAGGAAAAUAAAAAACCAACUGACAAAUCUGACAAGUUUACCGAAGCAGACUCCAACAAGAACUCAUCUUUAGAUGAACUAGAAGAAGGAGAAAUUAUAAGUGACAGCGAAAAACCUAAGCCACAAAAGAGUUUUGAGAAAAGUGCCAACCCAAGAGCUUCUGCUCAAAUGCCGAGCACAAAAGCUAACCCAGGAAGUAGGAAAAGCACUGUGCAUUUGGAUAAAGACAAUAGGAAGAUAUCUUCUAUAAAAAUCCAUCAGACCAAAAGCAAAUGGAAUAAGAGACGCAGUGAAUCAAGCAGAGCUUCAAAAACAGAGAAGAAAGAUAGGUCAAUGAGCACUUCUAGCCUUGAAAAAAUAGUUCCGGUUAUUGCCACACCCUCUUCUGUCCCAGAGGUUAUGCACAUGUUACGAAUGAUAAGAAAACACGUGAGGAAAAAUUAUAUGAAAUUCAAGGUAAAAUUUUCAGUGAUACAGUUUCAUAGAAUUAUUGAGUCAGCAAUUUUGAGUUUUACAUCACUAAUUAAACACCUUGACUUAUCCAGAAUCUCCAAGUCAGUGACUACUUUGCAGAGGAAUCUCUGUGAUGUUAUAGAAUCCAAACUUAAGCAAGUUAAAAAGAAUGGCAUCGUGGACCGUUUGUUUGAACAGCAACUACCAGAUAUGAAAAAAAAAUUGUGGAAAUUUGUAGAUGAGCAACUUGAUUAUUUGUUUGCAAAGCUUAAGAAAACCUUAGGGAAGUUCUGUGACUCCGAAAACUUUGGCAGUGACAGUGAUGAAGGAAAACUUGAAAAGAUAAAUAAGGAGAAAGCAAAACAUUCAAAUUAUCAGAAGGGGAAUGCAGACAACUCCAGUAAAGAAAUGUUGAAAGAGAAAACUCCCAAAGCAGUAGGUUCUGGUUACUCCAAGUCUUCAAUAGGAUGUAAAAAAUCUGAGGAGAAACAUCAAGAGCAAAAUAAUUCCAAUAUUAACACGGUAAAGCAUGACAGUAAAAAAAGUAUGAACACUUGCUUUGAUAAUAUUAAGGACCCUCAAUCUGAAGGGUGCUUCUUAGAACCAAACUGCCUGAGCACCCAAAAGCCAGGAAGAAUCGAAGGCAGCACUGCAGAGGAGGCACAGACCUCCCAGCAUGCUGCUUUGAGGUCGGAACGCAGUUUCGAGAUUCUUACUGAGCAGCAAGCAUCCAGCCUUACUUUUAAUUUAGUGAGUGAUGCACAGAUGGGAGAGAUAUUUAAAAGUUUGUUGCAAGGUUCUGAUCUUUUGGAUAACAGCGUUAACUGUACUGAAAAAAGUGAGUGGGAGUUAAAGACACCAGAGAAACAGCUACUAGAUACUCUUAAAUGUGAAUCUAUACAAGCUUGUACAACGGAAGAAGAACUCGUGUCAGGGGUGGUUUCUCCCUGUCCUAAGAUGAUUGGUGAUGAUAAUUGGUCAUUAUUGUCAUCUGAGAAAGGUCCUUCUCUGUCUUCAGGGCUUUCCUUGCCAGUUCAUCCUGAUGUUUUGGAUGAAAACUGUAUGUUUGAAGUGUCCACUAACAUAGCUUUAAGUAAAGAUAAUGUGUGUAGUUCAGAAAAGAGCAAGCCCUGCAUUUCUUCCAUACUUCUUGAAGAUCUAGCAGUCUCUUUGACAGUACCAUCGCCUCUCAAGUCAGAUGGUCAUCUCAGUUUCUUAAAGCCAGAAAUUUUGGCUAAUUCAACUCCUGAAGAAGUUAUUAGUGCCCAUUUUAGUGAAGAUGCCUUACUUGAGGAAGAGGAUGCAUCUGAACAGGAUAUUCACUUAGCCCUGGAGUCUGAUAACUCAAGCAGUAAGUCAAGUUGCUCUUCGUCAUGGACAAGCCGGUCUGUUACUCCAGGCUUUCAGUACCACCCGAAUCUGCCCAUGCAUGCCGUCAUAAUGGAAAAGUCCAACGAUCAUUUCAUUGUGAAAAUACGGCGUGCAGCACCAUCUACCUCCCCUGGUCUUAAGCAGAAUAUGGUGGCUGAUGAAUCUUUGCCUAGAGUGGAAAAGGAAGCUGAUGAAGCAGCCGACAAAGACUAUGUUUCGUGUCAGAGUGGAGUUUUAAAAUCUGUGGAGGAAUUGAAAAAUUCCAGUGAAAAUGUUGCUAGCAAUAAAUCAGCUCAUGAAGAACAGGACUUUAUGAUACAAACCAAGGUUCCUGAUAUAUAUGAGUUUCUUAAAGAUGCUUCAGGUAAAGUGGGUCCCAGUACUGGAGUGGCCGAAGAAUGUUAUAAGUUGCAUCAAGCAUGGCAACCCAAAGUGCCUGAAAACAUUGAAGAAUUGCCUCCAGUGGAAGAAGUUCCACAUUCUGUCCCAGAUCAUCUUCCAAACACAUAUAUAGACCUCACAAAAGAUCCAGUCACUGAGACCAAAAACUUGGGGGAAUUAAUAGAAGUAACAGUUUUAAAUAUUGGUCAGUUGGGAUGUUCUGGAAGCAGUGUGGAUCAGAAUGCUCCAACAUUAGACAGUAUGCAGCCUGAAACUGUAGAUGCUUUUAUUGACUUGACCCAAGAUGUUUCAAGUGAAAGUAAAAAUGAAAGUAACCAUCCUGCUUUACCUGUUGAAGACUUGGGGUGUCAGGUGAUAUGUGUAGAUGAAAAUAACUCUAAGGAAGAAAAUGUGCAAGUGGCAGACAGGCCUGUGGAAUGCAUUGUCGAGGAAGCCUGUAUCGAUUUAACCUCUGAAACUCCCAGUUUGAGUGAAGUCAAAAAGGAUGAUUUAAAAUCAGAGUUGGUGUCAAAUUCUGAUAGUCUGGAGUUGCCUGGGGCUUUGGAUAAUGCUCACAAAAAGAGAAAAAACCUUUCUGAUCUAAAUCGUUCUUCUCAGAAAAAACAGAAGAAGGAAACAGACUUGACCGUUAGGGAAAAGACCAAAAAAAUUACCCAAGAUUCUGGUGAGAAUGAUGAAGCUCACCAGAGGAAAGCCAAGAAGAAAAAGGCCCCAGAAGUGAUUAAAGAUCCCUCAUCAUUAAAGGCAAGCCCAGGGACUAAGGAUGCAUCAGCAGCACCUGCCACUUCUCUCACAAGUCUUUCUGCAAAGAAUGUUAUUAAAAAGAAGGGAGAAAUUAUAGUUUUGUGGACAAGAAAUGAUGACCGGGAAAUCUUAUUGGAGUGUCAGAAAAGAGGGCCAUCAUUGAAAACAUUUUCUUAUUUAGCUGCCAAGUUGAAUAAAAAUCCAUAUCAGGUCUCAGAAAGAUUCCAGCAGCUAAUGAAGCUUUUUGAAAAGUCAAAAUGCAGAUAAAUUGCUGAAUUCCUUGGAGUCUUACUUGAUAUUGCAUACUGCACAGAAGCUUGGAAUUCCUCAUGUUUUUAAUGGGGAAGUAGAGGACAGUUUUAUGACAUAUUCUAUUAAUAUUCUGUUAAUAAUCUGCAUUUGUUUUUACUUGCUGACUCUUAAUCUCAAGCCAGCAUGUUCAGCUUGUUCCUAACAUCAGUCUGAUUUGUGUAGCUGUUAUUGGUCACAAUAUUUAUUUUUAAACAAAUUAGAACUUGUUAUUAAGAUAAAAGCAACAGCAAGACAGUAUUGAAAUCUUAGUUUUGAUAUUUCAAAGAAAUGACUUUCAUUUCUAGAUUUUUAAAAAUAGUUUUGUAGCAUUUUAAACGACUAUUAUUUACUUUGUUUCAUCCAUUUUUAUUUGCUUUUCUAACUGGCUCUUCUCAUUUUGGUAAAUUGUAAAAUAAUUUAAAUAGUGUAACUGUAAAUAUGUAUAAUUAUAAUGAUGUAAAAUACUUUGUGUAUGUAUGUUUGGGUGUAUACACAUAACAUAAAUGGCUAUGCCUGGCCAAGGUUGUUUUUUUUUUUUUUUUUUUGUAUAAAACUUUUUGUAUAAAGUUUGCUUUCAUUACCUAUAAUGUAUAAAUAAAACCAUGUAAAGUUCUGUUAU
Molecule: messenger RNA, 7201 nt
Organism: Sus scrofa (pig)
Lineage: Eukaryota; Metazoa; Chordata; Mammalia; Artiodactyla; Suidae
Source: RefSeq, a predicted model, not a curated record